AUGGAGAAUGAUGCAAAUGCAGAAAUAAAAAGAGUUAGCACAGUUGGGUACCCAUUUACUUGGGAGCGGGGAAGGGGGACUAGGGACUGGGUGGAGGAAAGGCUGGACCGUGUAGUGGUUGAGGAGGGGUGGUGUGAGACUUAUGCACAGGCCCGCAUUUUUAAUGUUAGUACUGACAAUUCGGAUCACUCGGGGUUGUUUUUAGACAUACAUUCUAGUUUGGCAGCACCUAGGGGCAGGCCACCUUUUCACUUUGAGAAUUCGUGGUUAUUGGAUAGGGGAUGUAGGGAGGUGGUGGACAGUUCAUGGGCGGGUUUCAAGGGGGAAGGACGGGACGGGGAGGCUUUGAAUUUGGUCAAGGAGCUGGAUGCCCGGUUGGUGAGGCUUUUGGAACAGGAGAAUGCAUUCUGGAAGCAGCGGGCCAAACAGCAUUGGUUGAGGGAAGCUGAUGCCAAUACGAGGUACUACCAUAAAUAUGCCUCUGCGCGAAGGCGUAAAAAUAAGAUUGUUAAGUUGAAGGAUCCUGAGGGCAGGCGGGUAGAAGGUGAAGUCAUGUGUUCUAUGGUGCUUGAAUAUUAUAACAAUAUUUUCAAGUCAAAUGGUAAUGUGAUUGAGGAAGCCUUGGAUUUUGUCCAGCCACGUGUGACUCAGGACCAAAACUAUAAACUAAUGAGGGUGACCUUUUGA
This is a messenger RNA of Ipomoea nil (Japanese morning glory), 687 nucleotides long. RefSeq lists its product as uncharacterized. The transcript has 3 exons. The record is from RefSeq and is a predicted model, not a curated record. Lineage: Eukaryota; Viridiplantae; Streptophyta; Magnoliopsida; Solanales; Convolvulaceae. Bases 1 to 687 code for a protein of 228 amino acids.